AUGGAAUACCCUAUGUGUGAUUGUGGGUGGGGAAGAGGCGGCGGCCAUAGUAGGGAGGAGGCGGCAUGGGCGGUGGGAGGAGGCGGUGGCCAUGGUGGAGAGGAGGCGACAUCUUCAUUUCUGUUAUUUGGUGGCAUCAAUUCGGCGUCAAAUUGGUUGUUUGGUUUGAGAGACAGGAUCCAAGCAGCUAUCAACAGAGCCAAGGACAAUGGGAUGACUAUUGAGAAGGAUGCUGAGAAGUGGCUGGAGGAAGUGCAGCAGUCGUUGAUGACUGUGGCGAUGGGAAGAAAAAGGAGGAAUGUUACCGGUUUACGCGUUGGCAGGACGCCUAAUCCUGUCAAGGCGAACUUUAAUGAUGUCUCCGAUGAUACAACAGCUCAUGUUUCUCCCAGAAUUUCAAGAGAGAGCAUUGAAGCAAAUGAAUACGAAGCCGAGGCUCAUGCCACAGAGGGAUCUUUUGCUGAAGAAUUGCACGAAAAACAGGAUGUACCAGGCAUACGAAGCACCAACAGUGAUGUUGGUCUACCUGAGGGGAGAUUCUUGAAACCUAAAGUUCAGAAGUCGAGCGAUAACGAAUCGAGCUCACCUAAUAAACAUGCAUCAGGGUUUUCUUCAACUGAAAACAUUCAAACAGACCACACUAUUUCACAACCAUAUGCUUUUGAAAGUGAGGAGCAGGUUUCAAUCGAAACUCAUCCUGAAGCUGAGAAGUCAAGCGAUAACGAAUCAAGCUCACCUAAUAAACAUGCAUCAGGGUUUUCUUCAACUGAAAACAUUCAAAUAGACCACACUAUUUCACAGCCAUAUGCUUUUGAAAGUGAGGAGCAGGUUUCAAUCGAAACUCAUCCUGAAGCUCAGAAGUCGAGCAAUAACGAAUCAAGCUCACCUAAUAAACAUGCAUCAGUGUUUUCUCCAGCUGAAAACAUUCAAACAGACCACACUAUUUCACGGCCAUAUGCUCUUCAAAGUGAGAAGCAGGUUUCAAUCGAAGAUCAUCCUAAAGCUCAAAAGUUGAGCGAUAAUGAAUCAAGCUCGCCAGUUAAACCUGUAUCAGAGUUUUCUUCUACUGAAAACAUUCAGAUAGGCCACAUUGUUUCACAACCGACAAUUGAGAAUGAGGGGUCAACUGUAACUCAUCCAGGAGUACAGAAGUUGAACGAUAACAAAUUAAGCUCACCUGUAAAAGCUGCAUUAGGGUUUUCUUCUACUGAAAGUAUUGAAACAGAACUCACUGUUUCACAGCCAUCUAAUCUUGCAACUGAGAAGCAGGUUUCAACCGAAACUCAUCUUCAAGCUCAGAUGUCAAACGAUAACAAAGCAAGCUCGCCUGUUAAACCUGAAUCAGGAUUUUCUUCUAUUGGAAACAUUGAAACAAAGCACACUGUUCCACAACCAUCAACCGUAACUCAUUCCGAAGUUCAGAAGUUGAGCGAUGACAAUUCAACCUCACUUGUUAAAAAUUCAUCAAGGUUUUCUUCGGCUGAAUACAUUCAAGCAGACCACACAGCUUCACAACUACCAGCUUUUGUAACUGAGAAACCGGUUUCAAGCGUAACUCAUCCCAAAGUUCAUAACUCAAGCGAUAGCAAAUCAAGCUCACCUAAUAAACCUGCAUCAGGGUUUUCUUCUAUUGAAAACAUACAAACAGACAACACUGUUUCACAACCAUUUGCUCUUGCAACUGAGAAUAAGCUUUCAAAUGUAACUCAUCUCGAAGCUCAGAAGUCAAGCGAUAAAAAAUCAAGCUCGCCUAUUAAACCUGAAUCAGGAUUUUCUUCUAUUGGAAACAUUCAAAGAGAGCAAACUGUUUCACAGCCAUCUGCUCUUGCAACUGAGAAGCUACUUUCAACUGUAACUCAUCCCAAAAUCGAGCAGUCAAGCAAUAACAAAUCAACCUUUUCGGCUGAGAACAUUCAAACAGACCACACAGCUUCACAACCAUCAGCUUUUGUAACUGAGAAGCAGGUUUCAAGCCUAAGUAGUCCCGAAGUUCAUGAAUCAAGUGAAAACAAAUCAAGCUCACCUAUUAAGCUGGCAUCUGAGUUUUCUUCUGUUGGAAACAUACAAAAAGAAGACAAUGUUUCACAGCCAUCUGCUCUUACAACUGAGAAGAAGGUUUCAACCUUAACUCAUCCCGAAGUUCAGAAGUCAAGCGAUAAUAAAUCAAGCUCACCAAUUAAACCUGCAUCAGGGUUUUCUUCUACUGAAACAAACCACACUGUUUCACAGCCGUCUAAUCUUGAAACUGAGAAAGUUUCAACCGUUACAAGUCCGGGAGUUCAGAAUUCAAGCAAUAACAAAUUAAGCUCGCCUGUUAAACCUGCAUCAGGGUUUUCUUCUGCUGAAAACAUUCAAAGUGACAGCACUAUUUCACAGCCAUCUGCUAUUGCAACCAAGGAGCAAGUUUCCGCCGUAACUCGCCCAGAAGAUAAUAACUCAAGUGAAAACAAAUCAAGCUCACCUGUUAAACCUGCAUCAAGGUUUUCUUCUACAGAAAAUAAUCAAAUAGACCACAAUGUUUCACAUCCAUCUGCUCUUGCAACUGAGAAUCAAGUUUCAACUUUAACUCGUCCUGAAGUUCAGAAGUCAAGCGAUAACAAAUCAAGCUCUCCUGUUCAACCUACAUCAGAAUUUUCUCCUACUGAAAAUAUUCAGGCAGACCACAAUGUUUCACAGCCUUCUGCUCAUACAACAGAGAAGCAGGUUGCAACUGUUACUCGUUCUGAAGAUCAGAACUUAAGUGAUGAUAAAUCAAGCUCACCUGUUAAACUUGCAUCAGGGUUUUCUGCUGCUGAAAACAUCCAAACAGACCACAAUGGUUCACAUCCAUCUGCUCUUGCAACUGAGAAGCAGGUUUCAGCCCUUACUCAUCCCGAAGUACAGAAGUCAACCGAUAAUAAAUCAAGCUCACCUGUUGAACCUACAUCAGGGUUUCCUUCUACUAAAAACAUUCAAACAGACAAAUCAAGCUCACCUGUUAAACUUGCAUCAGGGUUUUCUUCUAGCGGAAGCAUUCAAACAGACCACAUUGUUUCGCAACCAUCUGAUUUUGCAAUUGAGAAGCAGGUUUCAACCGUAAGUCGUCCUAAAGUUCAGAAGUCAAGUGAUAACAAAUCAAGCUCGCCUGGUAAACCUAAACCAGCAUUAUCUUCUCCUAAAAACAUUCAAACAGACCACACUAUUUCACAGCCAUCUGAUCUUGCAACUAAGAAGCCAGUUGCAACCUUAACUCAUCCUGAAGUUCAGAAAUCAAGAGAUAACAAAUCAAGCUCACCUGUUAAACUUGCAUCAGGGGCUUCUUCUCCUAAAAACAUUCGAACAGAACACACGGUUUCACAGCCAUCUACUCUUACAACUGAGAAGCAAGUUUCAACCAUAACUCGUCCUGAAGUUCAGAAGUCGAGCGAUAACAAAUCAAGCUCCCCUGUUAAACCAGCAUCAGGGUUUUCUUCUGCCGGAAACAUUCAAACAAACUAUGCAAUUUCACAACCAUCUUCUCCUGCAACUAAGAAGCAGGUUUCAGCUGAAACUAGUCCUGUCGGGGUUGAAACUACCAUUGAGACCGGUGGAAACUGUUCAUCAAAUGCUAAAAUUUUGCACUCUCCCAACACUGCAAAGAUUUCACAGCCAAACUCUCCUCCGGUGUCAAGGAAGCCCCUGCAAUUUGAUGUGAAGAAGCAUAUGGAUGAAGAAGAUAACGCAUCAACGAGGAAGCCCCUGCAAUCUGAUGUCAAGAAGCAUACUGAUGAAGAAGAUAACGCGUCUACGAGGAAACCCCUGCAAUCUGAUGUCAAGAAGCAUACAGAUGAAGAAGAUAACACGUCUACAGCAUCCUCUGCUGGAGCAUCUUCCCAUUCAGCAAAAUCGAAGACAACUGUUGCAGUCGCUCCGGUAUUUAGAUGCGUAGAACGUGCAGAGAAACGCAAGGAGUAUUACUCGAAGUUAGAAGAAAAGCGUCAGGCUCUGGAAGCAGAGAAAAUGGAAGUUGAAGCUAAGAUAAAGGAGGCCGAAGAAGCAGCUAUAAAGCAGCUCAGAAAGAACUUGGUGGUCAAAGCAAAUCCAAUGCCCAGUUUUUACCGUAAAGGACCUCCACCCAAGGUUGAACUAAAGAAGCCGCCACUGACUCGUGCCAAAUCACCAAAACUGAGCCGGAAAAAGAGCUUUGGCGAUGCAUCUUGCUCGUCUCAGGAUGAGAAGACUGUGGGCACCCGGGCAAAUCGCCAGAGCUUAAGCAGUCAGGAAGAUAGCAAUAUUAGCACCAGCACUACCAGAAAUGAGGAUCAGAACAAUGGAAGGAAUAGUAAUGCCGUUCGCAGAGUUAAGGACAGCUCGAAACAGGUGAAAGAACCAACCGAAACAAGCCCACAUAAAAUAACAGAGCAGAGGACUUCCCACAUCACUGUGAACUAGCUUUUGAAAAACGGUAACUGUCUUGAAUUUUCCUUCUUGUUGAUUUUUUGAAGGAGUAUAUCUAAUAUCUUAAUUGUAAAUUUUGUGUAACCUGUAUAGAAUUUUUGAAGGGUAUACCUAAUACCUUAACUGUAUAUUUUUUGUAACCUGUAAGUUGAGUUCUUAUAUGAUGUUAUAUACCUACCAAAAAGAACAUUUUUCCCCCCUAAUUGUGAUUUGUGUUAAACAAAAGAAGAAAUAGAGUACAAGGCUA
Molecule: messenger RNA, 4663 nt
Organism: Cornus florida
Lineage: Eukaryota; Viridiplantae; Streptophyta; Magnoliopsida; Cornales; Cornaceae
Exons: 8
Coding region: 1-4410 (1469 amino acids)
Biological process (GO): microtubule cytoskeleton organization
Molecular function (GO): microtubule binding
Source: RefSeq, a predicted model, not a curated record